CCUAGACUUCGCGAGCGUUUUUAUGGUCAUCUCUCCAUUCAAAUGCAAAGAAUAUAGACUAUAUUUUUACCCUUGUUGUUAUACUCACUGACUAACAUUCGAUUUGACAUAAGCGAGUCUCCGUAGCAAAACAAUGGCUUCCGCUAACCGCUGCCGAGAAAUUGCUAGUGCAGCCGUAUCGUCCACUUACACCGGAAUAACUUCCGAGAAGCAGUACGCGCCGCUUGCAGGUAGUCUUACUAGUGAUAUCCUAUAAUACUCCCGCUACUCUAUUUCUAGCAUCCUCAAGCCACUGCUCUUCGCUGAAUGUUUCCUAUUAUACCCUCACCACAGCGCUGCGUAUACCGUCCGUGAUAAAUGCGAUCGAUCUCGUUCCAGAAAUUUUACAGAAAGAGCGAGUAAAAAACGCCAAGCGCAUGUGGCUCUCAUCCGACCAGAAAAGCUCGACGGAGUUCCCUUCCACGAAACACUCCUUUUCCGACUCGUCGCAGGUACUAGGUUCACCACAGUUGCAUGCUAACUUAAGUAAUUUGUGAUCACUAUUUGUUGCCUUAGUGAACUCCCUUGAUAAACGUGUUUGCGUACUAUUGUACACAUUCUCAUCGUGCGCGACGCAUUUUCCCUAUAGAACACACCGCCACCAAUCAUCUUACCACAGCAUCCCACCAGUCGCACCCUGGCCGGCGCAAAGCCGCUGCUUCUUACAUCAGCCAGCACAUCGUACGCACCAAAAUCGAGCACGCGCUCCGGGACAGAAGAUGCACCGCACACCGCCGCUAAACGUGUAAAACGCACGGCUUCCACUGUGCUUAAUCACGUUGAGAUAAUCUCUCUCGACGACACACCAGAUGACAAUAAGGCUGCGGAUACCUGCGCGGGUGCAUCUACUCCGCUUCCAACGGACAGAGCACAUUCGAACGUCCCGAAAGGCAAGUUCUCGAGUCACAUAGAAGGAAACACUUGCAACUCAAUCAAGCAGGAUACUCACGCUAAGCAUCCGCUUCCCUAUCCUCUCUCCUUUAAUGCUCGGCGCGUUCUUCAUGUUUAUUGGCAAUUACCGUCACCGAAAGCGCAGACGUCCUUCAUAGCGAUGCUUGAAAAUAUCUGUGCCUGCUUCGAUGGCUGCCUCAAUUGUGGACAAGAUCACAGCGACUUUCUAAGAUGAUUAAUCAUGUCCCGAAAGCCAGCGCUUGAUCCAACAAUGUAAUACUGAAAACGUCUCACCUUCCACCCAAGUGUGCAAAUAAAAACCAAUAAACCUGAAUAGAUCUCCUCAAUAUUAUCUUUUGUUUUUUUACACCAAAUCGUAUUUCAUACGAACGAAGGCAGUCGAGCAGCUGUCUGGACUCAGCGUUCAUACUUGCUCCAAAUCAACAUAUGCU
Amoebophrya sp. A25 is the source of this 1382-nucleotide messenger RNA. The record is from the annotation of a GenBank genome assembly. NCBI's taxonomy places the organism in Eukaryota, Dinophyceae, Syndiniales, Amoebophryaceae.